Messenger RNA from Penicillium subrubescens, 240 nucleotides. RefSeq lists its product as uncharacterized. NCBI's taxonomy places the organism in Eukaryota, Fungi, Ascomycota, Eurotiomycetes, Eurotiales, Aspergillaceae. The transcript has 2 exons. Bases 1 to 240 code for a protein of 79 amino acids. The record is from RefSeq and is a predicted model, not a curated record.
AUGGAAUUUAGAGACGCUGUGCACUACGAAGGAAAAGCAAAUCAGGUGUUGCAUGUAACUCGGACAAGGACAAGCUUCAACACCAUCUUCACCGUCUUCACCACCUUCACCGUCUUCACCAUCUUCACCAUCUUCACCAUCUUCACCAUCUUCACCAUCUUCACCAACACGGUCAAAAGUGUCGACAAGCAUCUCAGUAUCCGCAAAUUACAUGGAAACACUGACGUGAAAUCGAUGUGA